This is a messenger RNA of Aspergillus chevalieri, 690 nucleotides long. Its product is annotated as PaaI family thioesterase. Lineage: Eukaryota; Fungi; Ascomycota; Eurotiomycetes; Eurotiales; Aspergillaceae. The transcript has a single exon. The coding region runs from base 1 to 690 and encodes 229 amino acids. The record is from RefSeq and is a predicted model, not a curated record.
AUGACCGACCCCCUCCCCUCCUCACUCUCCCACUUCCACUCCCUCCAAAACAACUGGAUCGCCUCCCUUCUCAACACCACCCUCACCACAAACGACUACACCGCCAUCCCUACUUUCUCGCGAAUCCCCAAACCCUCCGGCGAAGACCACUACUUCGCUUCCAGCCUAGCAACACCCACCACCAUCCCCCAUGUCCUGACUCUCCGCCGUCGCGAGCUCCCAACGCUCCCGACCGAAGUACCCGAUUGGCCCGCGCCAACGGCCGCACCCUCUUCCGCGCCCGCCAUUUCUCCGCCGGAUGUGAUUAUGUUGAUGGAUUUGAGUGCGCCGGGGAUCUGUGGGCAUCCUGAGACGGUGCAUGGGGGUGUUGUGGCGACGUUGUUGGAUGAGGCGAUGUCGUUGGCGGUUGCGGCGCAUUCGGGGGGUGAUUCGAGUACGGAUAACCCGCGGGGGAAGAUCUAUACGGCACAGUUGGAUGUGAGAUAUAAGAGGCCGUUGCUAGUGCCUACGGUGGCCAUGGUUAGGGCUAAGGUGGUUGCCAGACUAGGAAGGAAGUACUGGGUGCGCGCGCAGAUUGUACAGGAAGAGAAGGUUGAGGAUCCCAAGCAGAUGCAUCUGGAGUGGUCGAGGAGAAAGGUGGUUACUACGGAUGCGAUGGCAUUUUGGUUGCAGACCAAGUCUAAUCUAUGA